Molecule: messenger RNA, 5215 nt
Organism: Gallus gallus (chicken)
Lineage: Eukaryota; Metazoa; Chordata; Aves; Galliformes; Phasianidae
Gene: PPARD
Product: peroxisome proliferator activated receptor delta
Exons: 9
Coding region: 2210-3541 (443 amino acids)
Biological process (GO): cell differentiation; negative regulation of inflammatory response; negative regulation of transcription by RNA polymerase II
Cellular component (GO): nucleus
Molecular function (GO): nuclear receptor activity; RNA polymerase II cis-regulatory region sequence-specific DNA binding; zinc ion binding
Source: RefSeq, a predicted model, not a curated record
CUUCGGGCAGCGGGACCUGACAGGCAAGUGACUUUUAGUCAGGUGCAAUGCUGUUUGAGUGCUUAUGGCUAAAAGACGAUUUGCUGCCAGAACAGAGGCUUGCCCUCACUAUGGAAUUUUAGGGGUGUGGGCUUGUUUUGUGGUUUGUGUUGGCUGCCACGGGUCUGCCAGGCUCCGUAGCUGCUUUAGCAUAAGGUGCUGCAGAGAAGUAUCUCUUUUUCCUAGAAUUAUCACUGUUCAGAGAUGCUACUUGUCACUGCUGCAAAAUUUUUUGAGACUCUGGCAAAGUCAAGACAGGCACAAAUGAUUUCCAUAGUGAGUACAAAUGGGAUUCUUCAGUAGAAGAGCUAUUUUAUUUCUUUAAUCUUAUACUCUAGAACACAUUUGCAUUGGCAGAAUUCCUAGGAAGUUACUUUCCCAAAGCAGGGGACAGAUAGAGUAUGGCUGUUGAUGCCAGUAUGAACCCUGUAGGUCCAGGAAUGAAUGGUUUUGGAUGGACUGCUGCCUGACUGCAGGAGCUGUACAGAGCAGAACUGAGCUGAGAUGGGUCUCAGUUUUCCGGUAAUGCUCUAAAAUUACUGUUGUAAUCACAGUGUCUCAAAUAUGUCUGUGUCCUCCAAGAGCUUGUGAACGUGAACAGCACAAGGGGUCAGGUAUGCCCUGGGGUGCUACCCUGGGGAUCCCCCUAACAGAUCCUGCUCAAAAGGGAAAGCUGAGGCUGCAGUUUGCAGGGAAUUUUGACCUGGCAGAGGUGUCAAGAUGAAAACACAAAUAAGAAACACGUUGCUCCUGGUGCUGGGUCACACUAGGGUGUCUUUAGGGCUUGUGGAUAGCAACAGCCAGAUGAUGCUUGUGUUAACCAGAAGCAGUGCCCUCGUGCUGUGUUUUUCUGGUUUGCCCCAGUCUGUGGAUUGGAACUCUGCAUAGGAAAAAACAAAACAUGCAAGUUCAACCCAAUGACAUAUGGGAUGGAGAUAGGAAAUGGAUAUGGUGGUUUAUAAGGGCAGAUGACCUUUGUUACCUAAGCUGAUAGGGAAGUUUUGGGGUUUUUCUAGUGAUCUGUUGAGACAGACUUUGCUCUGAGUCAUACUGCUGGUAAUAUAUGUCUCACUAGGAAAGGUUCUGUCAGGCUGAAGAGGGAGAAGGUGAGAUGCAUCACCUCAGUGGUGCUCAAGUCUCUAUCCUGUCUGACACUUUUUGUUUUAAAUGCAAAUCUCAUUUUCAUCUUAAUGCAAAUCUGAAAUAUGCCUUGAAGUACCUAAAAUUGUUUUUAACACUGCUGAUUUUUAUGGAUUUUACCAGAUCUGUGCGACCCUGGAAGCUGUCAACCCUGUGAGGGCUGAUGGUCAGAGUCUAAUAUACAAAAAGUCUGUGGGUUCUCAUGUCUAUGGGGAGGGGUUAUUCUGUGUGAUUUAGGGACAUCAGAAAAGAGCUGGUGGUGCACAGGAGUGUGGGGCUGGAGCUGGGAGGUCCUGGAAGCUUGCUGUGUUGGGCUCAUGGUGGUGCCCAAGAAAUGAGGGUAUUAUGAAAGGUGCUGAUGCUUUGCUCCAGUGUUUUGUCCUCUAGGGACUGAGGCAGAAGUCCAAGUGGUCAGGAGCACGCUGAGGUCCUCUCCUUGGCAGGGGUCACUGAUGCUGUCGUGGCUGAAAACACGGGGAAGCUUCUGCUCCUCCCUCAGCUCUUGCUACAGAGUGUAGCCAAAAAUAGGGAGGUGAAGCGAGCGUGGCGAUUUGUUCCAACCAUUUUGGUGCGGACGUUCCCAAGCUGUGCUGAAUCAUCUGAACCCGUGCCGGGGUGUAAUCGCUCACUGUCAGCUGUGUCCUGGGAUCAGGGCUGCAUGCCGAGCGCUCAGGAUAUUUUGCUACGGUCUACAAAAUAUGGAGUGCAUUGCUGGGAGUCCAAGUGUUUUGCAGCACAUCAGAUGUGGCUUGGAGUCCCUGGAGCCAGAGGUAUCUUUGCAGCUUCUGGAAGGUGAAUUGAAAGGGAAGAGCAGCCCCUUCUGCAGCUCUUGCCCUCCACAAAAAAUCCCAGCACUAGUGAGAAUGCAAGAAGUUCCUUCUGGAGUGCAGUGACCUGGUUCUGGGGACAGCUAUGAUGCAAAAAGAGAAGAAUUCAGCUAGUGCAACUGGCAGGGUCCAUCUCGGAUAGACGCGGAUGAUGCCAGAGCUAUGACAGGGAUUGCAGUCUUGGCACUGAGGGGUGAUCAGUUAUGGAACAACUACAGGAGGAAGUACCUGAGGUCAGGGAAGAGGAGGAGGAAGAGGAAGAGGCAGUGACAGUGCCCAGCGGAGCCUCGGACCCAAGUGCAGGACCAGACAGCUCGCUGCCCUCGAGCAGCUACACCGACCUUUCGCAGAGCUCCUCUCCCUCCCUGUCAGACCAACUGCAGAUGGGCUGCGAGGAGACGGCCUCGGGGGCACUGAAUGUGGAGUGCAGAGUCUGUGGAGACAAAGCCUCGGGCUUCCACUACGGUGUGCACGCCUGCGAGGGCUGCAAGGGUUUCUUCCGCCGGACGAUCCGCAUGAAGCUGGAAUAUGAGAAGUGUGAGCGAAGCUGCAAGAUUCAGAAGAAGAACCGGAAUAAGUGCCAGUACUGCCGCUUCCAGAAAUGCCUCUCGUUGGGCAUGUCACAUAACGCAAUCCGCUUUGGCCGCAUGCCGGAGGCAGAGAAGAGGAAGCUGGUAGCGGGGCUGACAGCAAGCGAGAUCAGCUGCCAGAACCCACAGGUGGCCGACCUGAAAGCUUUCUCCAAGCACAUCUACAACGCCUACCUGAAAAACUUCAACAUGACCAAAAAGAAAGCGAGAGGUAUCUUGACCGGGAAGGCCAGCAGCACCCCACAGCCUUUUGUGAUCCAUGACAUGGACACCCUGUGGCAAGCAGAAAAGGGGCUGGUCUGGAAACAGCUGGUGAAUGGGAUCCCCCCCUACAAGGAGAUCGGGGUGCACGUCUUCUACCGCUGCCAGUGCACUACAGUAGAAACUGUGCGGGAGCUCACCGAGUUUGCCAAGAGCAUCCCCAGCUUCAUAGGCCUCUACUUGAAUGACCAAGUGACUCUGCUGAAGUAUGGGGUGCACGAGGCCAUCUUUGCCAUGCUGGCCUCUAUCAUGAACAAGGAUGGGCUGCUGGUGGCCAACGGGAAUGGCUUUGUGACCCGUGAGUUCCUGCGUAGCUUGCGCAAGCCCUUCAACGAGAUCAUGGAGCCCAAGUUUGAGUUUGCUGUGAAGUUCAACGCACUGGAGCUGGAUGACAGCGACCUGUCUCUGUUUGUGGCUGCCAUUAUCCUGUGUGGAGACCGUCCCGGCCUGAUGAACGUGAAGCAGGUGGAGGAGAUCCAAGACAACAUCCUCCGAGCACUGGAGUUCCACCUGCAGUCCAACCACCCGGACGCCCAGUACCUCUUCCCCAAGUUGCUGCAGAAGAUGGCUGACCUGCGGCAGCUGGUGACAGAGCACGCCCAGCUGGUGCAGAAGAUCAAGAAGACAGAGACAGAGACCUCUCUGCACCCGCUUCUGCAGGAGAUCUACAAGGACAUGUACUAAGGACCUCUUAUUUAUGAGAAUGAAGCCAUGGAUUCCAAGCGAGACUCUUUGUACAAAAACAAAGAAAACCUUUCCCCAUGUCUUCCAUUUCUUCUACUGGAAACUCUUUUCUACAUGACUCCAAUGUACGGUACACAGGGCAAGGUGCUGUAAGGUAUUGCAGCCACCUCCUGGUAGCUUGGGACUUCCAUUAACACACUAACGAAUUUACAAAGGCAAAUCAUAAGCUACUGUUUCCAUUACUGCGGGGCCUCCAGAGCAGCCAGAUGGUUUGCGUGGCAUGGACAGGGGGUUCCUGCAGCAGCCUGGGGCCAGUGGGGGCUGCUCUGGUUGUUCAGAGCCACAGGCGUGGUGUGGUUUCCCCCGUGGGGCAGCAGCAGCACUUACGGUGUGUCUUUAUGUCUUUGUCAUAUUGCACUCUGAAGACGUAGUCCUGAGCUGUGAAGUUUAGGACAGUGGCACAAAAGGAAAUGUUUCCCUCUCCCAAAGAAAAGCUGGCAUAUUUGAAGACGUGUAUGGCUGUCCUAGCAGAGAACCUUGGCUGCAGCCACCCUCUCAGUGCUCCCAGUGCCUCCACUUCAGAGGAGCCUAUCCCUUAGCACCUCUGUGUCAAAGAGGGGAGGGAAGGGUUUGACUCAAGAAUUCACCUUCAGAGCAGAGGCCCACAAUCCUUUUGCUUCCCCAGGCCAUUCUGUGCAGAUAGGAGUUCCAGAAAGGUCUGCACAGGGCAGGUUUGGGAUGAGGUGGCUGUGCUGGACUCCCUGCAAGCACCAGAGCAAGCAAAGCCUUCAGCAACACCAGCAUGGGGAAAGUCACAGCCAGCCCACAGAGCCCGGGGUGCUGACAGGGCGUUUGUGGGGCUGUGGGAAGGGAGCACGUCCCCAUCUGGAAGGUUCUGCAGAAGGGAUCUGGUGAUCCAUGGCAGCAGCAGAGCAGUCCUGACGGGGGAACAGCAGCACUGGGGAGUGCAGGAGAUCGCUGCACCCCAACCUGGUGUUGCUGCCACCAAAGUGCAUGGCCUUCACCCCUCUGCUUAUGGCUGUGCCUCAGUUUCCCUCUCCAGGAAAGGGAGCCAGGCUGCACUUCGUUCAGAGGGGGGAAAUGAAGAUGGAUCAGUAUACCGGUUGCAAAGAGCUUUGCAGCUGUAAAACAGUAUAAACACCAAGUAUUCAUAAGAGGGAGGGAUGCCCACACCGCACUGCCAGGGAGGCUUCCCCUGCCCUCCUCCGCCCAUGCCCUGAGCUUGGGGACAGCUUUGGGUUCUGGGCUUCCCCUCCAUGCUGCUGGGCUGGCGAUCCCACGCCUGCUGCUGCCCUUCAUCUCCUCACUCUGCCUCAGUUUCCCCACCCUCACCUUCUGUCCAUACCUCGCAGGGCUGUUAAGGAGUUACCAUUUCUAAAGCACUUUGAAGUGCUCUGGGGAAGGCACCGGAGAUGUGUGCUGCUCCCAGCAUGGGGGUCUGUCCCCAAAGCCCCCGCUGGCCCCGGCUCGGUGGACCCCCAGGGCACAUGGACUGCUGUGUUGGUCACCUGGGGGACUAUUCACUCUUCCCUUCAAUGUAACAACCCUCGAACUGAAAUGUAUAUUUUUGCUAGAAGUACAAACCUCCGAGUGUUUUUAAUAAUAUAAAUAGCAUCUGCAAACUGAUCUGACUUUAAAUAAAUCCAAACCAAA